GAUGAAUGUUGUCAAUAUUGUGAAUAACUAUUAUGAGUUCUACGAUUGCGUAGUAUUUUGUUAUAAGUUAACGAUUACAAAUUUAACUGCUGAUAGUUUUGUAAUUCACCCUUGGAAAUAAAAAAAUGCUUCUAUCAAGGAUCGUAAAUGAAUUCACCAGUGUUGUAGUCAGACAAUUACCGCAAAAUAGGAUACUGGCGUCAAUGCUUUGUAAACAGUUUUCAAGUGAUCUUCCAUCCACAGAAAUAGCCAAGCCUGAUAAGUUGUUUAAAAAAAUAGAAGUUGAAGUACGGGGUAAUGACACAGCAGUUUUACAAAGUUAUGGGACGUUUGUCACGACAGCAGCUAACCACUUGGGUAUUAAUGUUGGUCACAACUUUGCUCCAAAAAAAGGAGUUCAUGAACGGUUGACCCUUCUCAAGUCAAAGCAUGUGCACAAAAAGCAUAGGGUUCAGUACGAAACACGAACCUACUACAGAUUUAUGCAUUUUUUGAAACUCACUGGAUCAACGGCUGACACAUUUUUAGAAUACAUUCAGAGGAAUUUACCAGAAGGAGUGGCAAUGAAAGUGACAAAGAUUGAAAUCCAAAGGUUACCCGAGGCCAUAAGCUCGCCUCCCAGCUGAACUUAGUCCAAAUCCACUUGUAAAGAUUAAGUCAGUGCUUCAGAGUCUGGACAACAAUUAUACGCGCGUCGUGUUCCAAGUUUCUUGCAGUGCCCUUUCUAUCCAG
This is a messenger RNA of Copidosoma floridanum, 732 nucleotides long. RefSeq names its product mitochondrial ribosomal protein S10 (gene mRpS10). The record is from RefSeq and is a predicted model, not a curated record. Lineage: Eukaryota; Metazoa; Arthropoda; Insecta; Hymenoptera; Encyrtidae. Gene Ontology annotation, cellular component: mitochondrial small ribosomal subunit; mitochondrion.